This is a messenger RNA of Portunus trituberculatus (swimming crab), 1008 nucleotides long. RefSeq lists its product as uncharacterized. Lineage: Eukaryota; Metazoa; Arthropoda; Malacostraca; Decapoda; Portunidae. The record is from RefSeq and is a predicted model, not a curated record. The transcript has 3 exons. Bases 211 to 1008 code for a protein of 265 amino acids.
GGAGAUGGAUGGCGUGCCACGGCCCACGGCUCAGACACUACAGGAGGCCGGACCGAGGUCCGAUCCUACUGCGUACCUUUAUCGCCUUCAAUCGGACAUUUUUAGCGUCUUGAUCAGUUUUUAUAACGUGUGUGUAUUAGUGCAGUGCCUUGGUGACUAUCUGGCGGCGGUAAUUUGUUGAGUGACUGCGCAAAGAGGACGGGAAGGACAAUGGACGGGGAUCCUGGCCGUGAGCGUCAGGUGAGAACACAUUUGAGCGAGUUCCUGCCGCCAGGUGACCUCUCCCCCACCACGCCCACGCCCCUCAGUCUCUCAGCGGAAGGAGGCCUGAACGAGCAGACGGAGCCCGAGGAUCUCAGCAUCAGGUGUGGGAACGAGGCGCCCCCCACUCCUCUCCUACAGUCUCCCCACACACGCUUGCAAAACACACGCUUGCCAGACAGCCCCCAGCAGAAUGCAGGCACUGACGCACGAGACGGAUGCUGCCUUGGACAGAGAAGAGUGGCCAGGAUGGAGGCCACGUGCUCCGUGGAAACUAUUACUCAGGCGCCUCAAAACACGCGGCAAGAAGGAAGCGCGCCAAUCAGACGGUCAACACCGCCGCCCUCCACCCCUGCUCCCCCUGAUUCUCACUGCAUGGCCAAGCUGCCGUCACCAGGGCCGGACGCUGAGUCUCAGCACGUGCGCGCCAUGCAGGCCCUGGCCACCCGCCUUGACGCCCGACCUUCCGUCGUACCAGUCAGCAGCGGCGGCGGUCACCUGGACACCACAAAGCCCGUGGAAUACAGUGCCCACAGUGACCCAAGAGAUACCGUCAGGCUACAACAACUCUCUCCCAAUCCCGGGUUGGCAUCUGGUAGACCACUUGCCCUGGCUGGGACACACCACGCAUCCAAGGAGGUUUCGGCCAAGUCGUUGGGCCAGCAGGAUCCCUGGGGACACGUCCACAAGGAUUUCCGGAAGGUACAGAAGCAAGUCGAGCUCCAGAACACAACCUCUCCCCAGUAA